Messenger RNA from Paramecium tetraurelia, 669 nucleotides. RefSeq lists its product as uncharacterized. Gene Ontology annotation, molecular function: glutathione transferase activity. Gene Ontology annotation, biological process: glutathione metabolic process. The transcript has 2 exons. The record is from RefSeq and is a predicted model, not a curated record. NCBI's taxonomy places the organism in Eukaryota, Ciliophora, Oligohymenophorea, Peniculida, Parameciidae.
AUGCAAAAUUAAAUAGAGUUUGGAUAUUGGAAUAUUAGAGGAAUCGCAUAACCACUGAGAUAUCUCUUGGAAUAUGUCGAAAUCCCAUACACCGAUAAGGUUUACAACAUUGCUGAAUCAGAAUGGUCAGAAUCCGUUGCCAAACCUCCUUUGAAUCAAGAGGUCCUUGUCAAUCUUCCUUACGUCAAAGAUGGCGAUAAGUGGGUCUUUGAAAGCCAAGCGCUUUAUAUCUAUAUCGCCUAUAAGGCAAAUAGGCCCGAUUUAUUAGGAACUGGAAAGGAAGAGCAGGUCGUUGUAGAAUAAGUCAAAGGAGUUUUGAUCGAUCUAUAUAGAGGAUUUCGCUCGUUAAUUGCUAUCCCAGAAGCAGAUUAUCAAGCAAAGAAGGAUGAAUACUUCAACACCUAAGUUUUGUGGAUAAUUGAAAAACUCAACAAAUUCAUUUAAGGAAGGACCUGGUCAGCAGGAGACAACUUGACCUAUGUGGAUUUCUUUUAGUUUGAAGUCGAAGAGACAUUGGAGGCUUAUAAACCCGGACUUUUGGAUCAAUUUCAAAAUCUGAGAAAACAUCGCGAUGCCCUAGCUGAAAUACCAUAAAUCAAGAAAUACCUUGCCUCAGAUAGAUUUAUUGCUAAGCCGUUUUAUCCAAUUGGAAGAUGGAGAUGGUGGUGA